Loa loa (African eye worm) is the source of this 1487-nucleotide messenger RNA. RefSeq lists its product as hypothetical. Lineage: Eukaryota; Metazoa; Nematoda; Chromadorea; Rhabditida; Onchocercidae. The record is from RefSeq and is a predicted model, not a curated record. The coding region runs from base 40 to 1335 and encodes 431 amino acids. The transcript has 11 exons.
ACUUGCAGAAUUUCUUUCUUGCCAGCUACAAUAUUAAGUAUGGCUGUUCGAUAUACAUACACAUUACGAGACGAACGAUUAAUGUGGGAAUACGUCUUUGAGAGACUGCAAGAUGGAGACGAAGUUGCUUAUCAACCAAAGGGUCUAAAGUUAUGGAAAGAUUUUGAAGCCACUCAGAAAACUAACAAAACAGCCUCAUCGCUUGCUACACAUUUUCGUAAAACAAUGUAUGAUCAUAUCGAAGAAGCCAAGAUAUCGCUGGAGCAACAAUUAUACAUCGCAAGUCAACUUAACCUAAAGCUCUCAAGGCUACAGCAAAAAAAAAUCGAAUACAAAGAAAACGUUUCAAUCAACGUAGAUGAAUACGGCGUCGUGACUUCAUAUGAAAAAGAAGGUAAACGAUACCUUCCCUCCCUGCUCAAAAAAAGAAUGCUAUGCGAAGACGAUAAUAUAAAUGAUGAACUAGGUUACGACGCAUUUGAGCUAAAUGGAUCUGUGCCAAAAAUCGCGAAACUCUCACGAAGCGUAGACAGAAGUCCUAUAUCAGUGGCAUGCUCAAGGCGUUACAAUCUGCGAAAGCGACUGAACGGAAACAAUAACUCACUUAAAAUUCAUAAUUUAGAUGAAGCGGAAACUGUGGACUUGGUGAAGGAUAAUAAUGAUCUCGAUGACAACCGAAAUGAUGGCGGUAACCAAAAUGAGAUAUUCCACGUUAGGCGGGUGUUGGAUGACGAGAAGGAAAAAAGAAUUGAACAAAGGAAAAUAUGCGAGAAUGCCGAAGGAAGCAUAUGUGAAAAACAGUUAUCUUCGAACGAAAUUAAUGAUCAGGAAAUGUGCAAAAGCAGAAAGGCGCUCCGCGUUGCAGAUGAAUUUCAUAGUGAUUCAAAAGAAAGUGAAGUGACUAUGUCUUGCUCCAAGAAUGAAAUUGGUAACUUCCGUUGCGAAGUGUCAGGAAAUCAGGUUGAAUAUAUAGUUACUGAGUCAGAAUCCGGUAUGAGUCAGUGCACAGAAUUUGCCAAUAACACAAAGAGUUUGGCCAUAGAUAAUGAUCAGUUUGGUGUGAAAAUAAUAUCGAAUGAAAUCUCGAAAACUGUUACGGGCAAUAGUGCAUCAAUAUCAACUGUAGCUCUUGCGCAGGAAAAACAAGAAGUGCUAGCCUUCGAAAAUAUUAUUGAUGAGGAACUGAAGCAGCUGCUUACUUAUAUUCUAAACAAGCGACAGCUCAAGGGUGUUGAGAAAAUGAAAACGGAGAAAAUAUUGGAAUUACGCGCUGAAGAAGCCAAACGACUUGGAAUUGGUUUGAGGAGCUAUCUUAGAAAAAUGCAGAUGUUUUAGAGUGGGAUAGAUUCUCGCUCAGUUAUAAUGUGCUACUUUUUGUUUACUGUAUUCCUGUUUUAAUUUCUUGUAUUUUUGGCAGCUGUUAGUUGUGUAAUUAUUGCCAGUCACCAUUCUUCAUUUAUAAGAUCCGCAUAUUCGUAACUUGAAAG